Messenger RNA from Trifolium pratense (red clover), 758 nucleotides. Its product is annotated as alanine--glyoxylate aminotransferase 2 homolog 3, mitochondrial-like. NCBI's taxonomy places the organism in Eukaryota, Viridiplantae, Streptophyta, Magnoliopsida, Fabales, Fabaceae. The record is from RefSeq and is a predicted model, not a curated record. The transcript is spliced from 4 exons. The coding region runs from base 1 to 561 and encodes 186 amino acids. Gene Ontology annotation, cellular component: mitochondrion. Gene Ontology annotation, molecular function: pyridoxal phosphate binding; transaminase activity.
AUGUAUCAUGAAGGAGUGGGGGGCAUUGUUGAAUUGGCAGCUGGUUACUUGUCUGCUGCCUAUGAUAGUGUUAGAAAAGCUGGAGGUCUUUGUAUUGCUGACGAGGUUCAGUCUGGAUUUGCUCGCACUGGUAGUAAUUUAUGGGGAUUUGAAUCCCAUGGUGUUCAACCUGACAUAGGUAACUCUUCUCUCCUUGGUAUUGGAAAUGGCAUUCCUCUUGGUGCUGUUGUAACUACUACUGAGAUUGCAAAGGUCUUGACUCGCCGAAGUUACUUUAAUACCUUUGGUGGAAAUGCUGUUUGUACAGCUGCAGGAUUGGCUGUUUUAAAAGUAAUAGAGAAGGAAAAGCUUCAAGAAAAUGCAUUUGUAGUGGGGUCCCAUUUAAAAGAGAGGCAUAAAGCGCUCAAGGACAAAUAUGAAGUAAUUGGUGAUGUAAGAGGACAAGGUUUCAUGCUUGGAGUUGAACUUGUCACUGACCGUGAACUUAAAACACCAGCAAAAGAGGAAACACUGCAUGUGAUGGACCAAAUGAAAGGUAAAGUCUCAAUCCUUAUAGGCUAAGUUGUUCUGGAUUUCCUGCAGUCAAUUCCCUACAUUCUUAAACAGUUUAGUACUUCAGUAUCUCGGAUUUGGAGCUGCGUUAUAUAAACCGAUUUAUAGAACCUAAACGUGUUACUCAUCUAAUUGAAAACUGUUUGAUAAAGUAAUGUAUGGUUUAAGUGAUUAAUUAGUCUGGAACUUAUAGUAGCUAGCUGUGC